Sesamum indicum (sesame) is the source of this 1664-nucleotide messenger RNA. RefSeq lists its product as uncharacterized. The record is from RefSeq and is a predicted model, not a curated record. NCBI's taxonomy places the organism in Eukaryota, Viridiplantae, Streptophyta, Magnoliopsida, Lamiales, Pedaliaceae.
CCCCUUUCUCGUUAAAAGACAUCAAUCAAUCUCAUAAGUCAGCCACCCCUUGGUAGAUACUCAUCUACCACAUCAGAUUCCCCUCACCAUUCACCUGUCCCUACUCUCGUUCCCCUUCCCCUUCUCCCACGCGCCACCUCUCCUCCGCCUCAGUCAACUCUGUCUUCCCUUAGUUUCCUGUUUUCCAUCUCUUGUCUAAGCGGGAAUCUAAUUACAGGAGGAUAAGGACAAGACACCGACUAAAAGGGAAAAUAAAUUACAGGAAAAAAAAGCUCUCCGGCUUUCUUUAUGAAUUGUGCAAAAAAAUUGUUGAGCUGCCGCUUGGAGGGGGAAUAGUGACGGAAACAAUGGGCGGGGUGACGUCAACGAUUGCAGCUAAGUUCGCGUUCUUUCCGCCGAGCCCGCCGUCUUACACGGUGGUGGCAGAGGAGUCGUGCGGCGGGGUACUCUGCAUACCAGAGGUGCCGCGGAGGGAGGACGUGGACGUGUUGAGGCUGAGGACUCGUCGGGGAAAUGAUGUUGUGGCGGUGCACGUUAGCCACCCCAAGGCCAACGCCACCAUGCUCUAUUCCCAUGGGAACGCCGCCGAUUUAGGUCAGAUGUAUGAGCUGUUCGUGGAGCUUAGUCUCCGUCUCCGCGUCAAUCUUAUGGGGUAUGAUUAUUCAGGAUACGGGCAGUCAAGUGGAAAGCCAACUGAAUGUAAUACGUACGCAGACAUUGAUGCUGUAUAUAAAUGCCUUAAGGAGCAGUAUGGAGUGAAAGACGAACAACUAAUACUAUAUGGUCAGUCUGUUGGUAGUGGUCCCACUGUUGAUCUUGCAUCACGUCUACCAAACUUGAGAGGUGUUGUUUUGCAUAGCCCAAUUUUAUCCGGGUUGAGAGUGCUGUACCCUGUAAAACGAACAUAUUGGUUUGACAUUUACAAGAAUAUUGACAAAAUUGGUUCAAUAAAUUGUCCAGUUCUCGUUAUUCAUGGAACUGCCGAUGAUGUUGUGGAUUGCUCCCAUGGGAAGCAGCUUUGGGAGCUCUGCAAGGUGAAAUGUGAACCUGUGUGGAUAAAUGGAGGCGGGCAUUGCAAUCUUGAACUUUAUCCCGAGUUCAUUAAACAGCUGAAGAAGUUUGUACUAGCUCUUCGCAAAUCAAAACCAGCAGCCAAUGGCUCUGCAGCAACAUCCUUAGAUACUGACAACAAGAAUAAAUCUGCAGAAAUCAAUACCACUGACACUUUUGAGUUGCGAACGGAUAUUCCAGAAGUUUCCAGAAACAGUUUGGACAGCCAACUCUAUAAGUCCAAGAAGACGAGCAAGCUGGAAAAAUCUAGAAUCAGUACUGAUAGUGUGGACCCGUUCAGGAAAAGAAAAGGCUUAAUCUGGUGAUUGCUACAGAACACAUUACAUCGUUACUCUCUCUUGUGUAGGUGGAGAAGAUAAUGUUUUAACACUAUUCCUGUGUCGAUGGAGACGCCUUCCAUGUCCCGAGUAUGUAUCAUGUUGAGCGUGCUUAUCUAGUAAGUAGUAAGUCAUCUCAAUUAUUUAUACUGAUCCUGAGAAAAUAAGAAUAACUGCUAUGUUUUAACCUGUGUCACAGUCUGGUUUGAUCGUUCCGUGCUACCUUAUCUCCGGUUCAUGUACCAAAUAGUUGUAUGUAGAGUUCGAUUACCCGUA